AAAAAGGAGUUGCCCAAGACACUUUCCUUCAAUCCAGGCGGGUUGGUUUGCCUUUGAAUGCCUCUCACUCAGGCCUUCCAUUGUGGUGAGUGGGAGCCGAGAUGAAGGGAGUCUUAUUGGUUUUUCUGGUACUAUGGCAGUUUUUCUACACUCCAGGAGGCUCUGGGAUUCUUCCUUCUGCCUUCACUAAGUGCCAGGCCGAUUCAAGGACCUGCUACAGUGCCCAAUUGGUCAGGCUGGCUUUCCAGAAGGCUCAGGAGGCCUGCAUGGGACAAGGAGGUGGCCUUAGCACUGCCAACAAUGCCAACGAAGUGAGCACCAUUUUGGCUCUGCUUGGUAACCUAGGCAGCACCUCUGGCAUCCACUUCUUCUGGCUGGGCUUAGUGAGGAAGGCUCAGCAGUGCACCAGGGAGGACCUGCCACUGAGGGGCUUUUCUUGGACCUCAGAUGGUGAUUUCAUGGAGAUGGCAAGGAACAAGAGUGGCCUCGGCUGGCUGAGGGAGCCUAGCAAGUCAUGUACCGUGGAGCGCUGCGCUGGAUUGCAGGUAAUGCUGGGAGGACCUCAUUUGGAGCCAUGGGGCUUGAGGGAUCACCCUUGCACUAAAACCAGUGCGGGUUAUAUCUGCAAAUACAUCUAUGGUGGUGGCUGCUCCACUCUUAAGCCAUCAUCCAGCCUUCGGUACAUAUUGCCCCAUUCCCACCUCCAAAGUGCAGCUGUUGAGUUCAGCCCGCCCGGAACGGAGCUCACUCUGAGGUGCCCCGGAGGUCAAGAAGCUCACUUCACUUGCCGCCUCUCAACUGAUGGCUAUCACUGGGAAAGAGAGAUGGAGGAGCGGCUCUGUUCCUGCCCCAGUGGAUACUGGAGCCCCAGAGAGGCGGCCUGCAUGCAGCUCGACACCUGUCAGGAUCCUCAAGGUGCCUUCUUUUGCUUUUGUGCUUUGGGUUCCCGCUUAGGGACCGAUGCAGAAGCCUGCCUCCAGGCUGCACAAAAUGGUGGUGCUGCCUCAACAUCACAGCCUGGCUUGCCUUCAGCAGUACCUAGCAACAGCACUGUGGAGGAGCACUUUCCUACUGUGGUCAAUGGGAGUAUGGCGGAGGAGACACCGCGGCCUCUGUCGGACUCCUCCAACUACGUCUUCAUCCUCAUCACGGUGGCUGUGGUGAUGCUGGUGAUCCUGGUCAUGGCAGCGCUGCAGGUCUUCCAGCUCUGCUUCCGAAGGUGCUCUCCUUCUUCCUCUGCUUCUAAGGAGCCUGCUGGGAAAGAUGGAGCUGCUAUUGGAGCUGAGAAAGGCGACCCUGAGGCCUCCGCCACCUGCACCAACUCAGAGCACUCUUUGGGGCCCAGCAAAGCCGAGUCCCUGGAGGCCUCACCAGAGGAGGCUUCACUAGGAGGCCAACUCACAGAAAUGGACUAGCCCUGAGUGGGGUGGCUGGGUUCAACUCCAGUGAAACAGUGAGGAAUUAAGGCAGUUUGAUACCACUUUAACUGCCAUAGCUCAAUGCUAUGGAAGUCAAGGAGUUGUAGUUUAACAAGGUCUUUAACUUUCUUGCCCAAGAGUGCUGGUACCUCACCAAACUACAACUCUCAAGAUUCUAUAGCACUGCAACAUGACAGUUAAAGUGAAUUCAAUCUAUAUUCUACAAUGUAGAUGCACCCCAGCCUUUGAUCCUCCAGGUUUUGGGAUUUCAAUUCCCAGAAGCCCCAACCAGAUUGUUAAUUUUAGAGCUGAAGUCCAAAAAUGUGGAGGAUCAAAGGUUGGGGAGCAUUUGACUGGCCAUGCCCAGAAGAAGCUUCCCAUGGUUUGGAUGUCAUUCCAUUUUUUACCCUUUAGCAGCGGGUUGCUUGGUUGAUGCAUAACUGGAAGGUUUUGUUUCCUUUGAAGGGAAAGUUGUAGUUGUCGAAUGUUUUAUGAUUUUUAGGUCACUUGCUGUGUGACCAGGUCAAUGCAUAAUUUCAACACAGGAAGGAUGCAUUCACACUAUUGAAUUAAUGCAGUUUAGCACUACUUUGACUGCCACAACCAAGUGCUAUGGGAUCAUGACAAAGGUACCAGCACUCUUUGCCAGAGAAGGCUAAGGACCUUGUAAAACCACAGCUCCCACGAUUCUAUAGCAUUGAGCUUUGGCAGUUAGAAGUGGCAUCAAAAUGCAUUAAUUCUACAGUUUAGAUCUACCUCAGGUCACCCAAAAGGGGAAAAGAGAUCGCACAGCAGUCCUGUUGACUUUUAUCUUUCCCAGUGGAGGUAGCUCUAAGAAGCAGGGGCUAUUAUCUUCACUUAUUUAACCUCCAACCCUUUCUGCCCAUUGACACUAUCCAACUAUAGGUUAUCUUUUAACUGCCCUGGCCACAACUUGUGAAAUCCUUACAUUUAUCAUUUGCUAAGACACUAGAGCUCUCUCACUGAGAAUUCUAAAUAUUGCUCCCUUAAACUGAAAAUGCCAGUAUUCCAUAGAAUGGGCUGUAGCAGGUUUUUUUCGUGUCAGAGGCGACUUGAGAAACUGCAAGUCACUUCUGGUGUGAGAAAAUUGGCCGUCUGCAAGGACGUUGUCCAGGGGACACCCGUAUGUUUGAUGUUUUUACCAUCCUUGUGAGAGGCUUCUUUCAUGUCCCUGCAUGGGGAGUUGGAGCUGACAGAGGGAACUCAACCCAUUCUCCCCAGACUCAAACCACUAACCUGUCAUCAGCAGUCCUGCCAGCAUAAGGGUUUAACCGCACCACUGGCGGCUCCAGCUGUAGCAGUGAUUCCACUUUAACUGAGCUGUGUGACUGGUCUCCCUCUCUGAGUAAAGCAGCUGAAACUUCCCUGUCUUUUUGCACUGUUCUCCGACUCUCCCUCCCUUGUAUUCCAGCUGUCUAGGCAGCACAGACAUUGGCACUAUAUGGCAAUGUCAAUGUUCUAGAAUGAUAAUGCAAACCAGCAGUGGAUGUUUCUUGCAAUUGUGCACCAACUUCCACCUUGAGUGUUUCACUUCCUUUCCAGUUUUUACCCUCACAAUGCUGAUAUUAUCAAUUUUUCAGUUCUCAGUUGAAGUGGUAAAGUCUAAAUACUGGUAAGAAAGCCAUAGGGUGCUGGAAGAUCCCAGUGGAACACAUUCAGAUUUAAGUUGCUCAACUAGCAGCACAGUUCUAUGUGUGCUUAAAGAUAAGUCACAUUUAGUGGGACUUAUUUCCAGUUAUAAUUGUGGGUUUGCAACCUGGAAUAGGCUUCUUGUUGAUUCUGGUUUACCUCUGGUUUUAAUCUUUGUACUAGAGCUGUUUUCCACAAAUGAGGCUUUGUGUGUGAACAU
Messenger RNA from Anolis sagrei ordinatus, 3288 nucleotides. RefSeq names its product C-type lectin domain containing 14A (gene CLEC14A). Gene Ontology annotation, cellular component: extracellular matrix; external side of plasma membrane. The record is from RefSeq and is a predicted model, not a curated record. NCBI's taxonomy places the organism in Eukaryota, Metazoa, Chordata, Lepidosauria, Squamata, Anolidae. Gene Ontology annotation, biological process: cell migration. Gene Ontology annotation, molecular function: extracellular matrix binding; extracellular matrix protein binding.